Molecule: messenger RNA, 246 nt
Organism: Triticum turgidum subsp. durum (durum wheat)
Lineage: Eukaryota; Viridiplantae; Streptophyta; Magnoliopsida; Poales; Poaceae
Source: the annotation of a GenBank genome assembly
AUGGCGUCCCAGCUGGUCGAGAGCCACCGCGCCGGGGCCGAGGUCAUCAAGGGGGGCGAAGUCUGCAAGAAGAAGUCCGUCGAGCUCCUUGAAGAGCUCGGCCUCCCGAAAGGCCUCUUUCCAAUGGGCGACAUCGAGGAGAUCGGGUACAACCCGCUCGCGGGUUCGUGUGGAUGCUUCAGAAGAAGAAGAGUGAGCACACCUUCAAGAAGAUCGAGCAAACCGUCUCCUACGACACCGAGGUGA